UAGCCCGUAGAAGAUUAUUAUUUUACCGCUAGAGGGCGGACUUUACAAAAUAUGGCGGCCUCCGUAGCGCGCGAACACGAAUGAUUUUUGCAUCGAUGUUUAUUCUGUUGUGAUUGUCAGAAAUGAAUAUUUUAACGUGGAAUAUAAAUGGAAUCAGGGCAUCAAAAGUUGCCAUCAAAGAUCUAUUGAACUCGCUUGAUGCAGACAUCGUCUGCUUACAGGAAACUAAAGUUACCAGAGACCUGUUGGAUGACUCCAUUGCUAAUGUAGAUGGCUACAGCUCAUUUUUCAGCUUUUCAAGAAAAAGAUCUGGAUAUUCAGGUGUAGCCACCUACUGUCGGGACUGUGCCACCCCUGUAAGGGCUGAAGAGGGCCUUACAGGAAGGCUCGCUAAAGGGGCCGAUGAUGUUGGUUGCUAUGGCAACCAGACAUCCUUCACGGAUGAAGAACUUCAGUUGCUGGACAGCGAAGGUCGAGCUGUCAUGACACAGCACACAGUCAGGGAUGCGGACGGUAUAUCACAUGACCUGGUGGUGAUCAAUGUGUACUGCCCACGAGCUGACCGAGAGAAUCAAGAACGUAUGGACUACAAGUUACAGUUCUACAACCUGCUUCAGUUGAGGGCAGAAGCCUUGGUUAAGGCUGGCAGGCACGUUGUGGUGGUGGGCGACAUCAAUGCCUCGCAUAGACGCAUCGACAACUGUGACCCGGGCCCGGAUUUUGAAAAACAUCCCAGUCGACAGUGGCUCACUUCUUUCCUUCACGAUGACACGCCUGAAAAACCAGCAAGUGAAUCUGAGGCAUCCUUGAAGCUGAAAAAUGACGAUGAAAGCAGCUGCCAUAAAGAGCAACCCAAGUCAAGCAACUCAUCAUCUGGUAUCUUUGUGGACACCUUCAGGCGUUUCCAUCCCACCAGACAAAAGGCUUUCACUUGCUGGUCCACUAUGACUGGUGCCCGGCAAACGAACUACGGCACAAGAAUUGACUACAUCUUUGCCAACAUGGGUCUGUUUGAGAAAAUGAUCGCCUCUUGUGAUAUCCUGCCCGAGGUUGAGGGCUCAGACCACUGUCCUGUCAAAGCCAGAGUUACUUGUCAGCCGGUCCCCUCUAAAAAGCUCCCAGAGCUGUGUUCCAGCAACAUGCCAGAAUUCUCAGGAAAGCAGCAGAAAUUGCUGUCUUUCUUUCAGAAGCUGUCGCCGAGCAAAGUGGCUCUCGCUCGCAAACCAGAACCAGAUGAGCCCAGACAGAAAGAUAAUAAAACACGCACAAUGUUGGAUCUCUCCAAACCGGGAUUGAAAAGAACUGGAAGUGACCCGAGCAGUCAGAGGUCCCAGAAGAAAUUGAAAACAAAUCCUAGUGAAUUACAGAAAGGCAGUCUCAUGAAUUUCUUCCAAAAGAAGAGACCACCCGAAGAUGUUUCUGAGAACAAGGGGAGAACAGAUGUUGAUGUUGUUAAACAGCCAGAGCUGCUCAAAGCAACAUCAAUGCCUCCUGUGGAUUUGAAAGCUGAGAGGGGAAACGCUAAUGGUGGGUCCCAAGAAAUGUUGGAGACUUCCUCUCAGACAGAUGGAUCUAAGCGGGGAAAGACUAAUUCCUCUGUUGCCUGGAAACAGCUUCUCUCUGGGCCCCCUCAGGCACCCACAUGUAAGGGACACAGUGAGUCCUGUCUCUUAAGAACAGUGAAGAAACCGGGCCCUAAUCUUGGCAAGAAAUUCUAUGUUUGUCCCAGACCUGAAGGGCACAAGGAUAACCCAGAGGCAAGGUGCAACACUUUUAUUUGGGUGACUAAAGGGAAGUAAAUUACAAUUAGAGAAUCCACUCUGAGAACAUCUUAGUCUUUGUCCAAGGCCGGAUUUUGGUGUUUGUGGAUGCAGCUGGUCCCAUUUUUUUGCAAAUGCAAUCAAGCUGCUGCAGCCUGGUUAAUGGUUUCAACAAACUGAAUCAAAUCCAUUUUUUAGAGCUUAGACAUGGGCCCAAGGAUGUCUAAAAAUACCUCAUGCACACUUUAGUCAAGCUACAUGUAAACGACUUCCCAAAAUUUCUGGUUAGAGGUGUGAUAUGGCACUUGCGCAUCGUGCGUGCGCGUGCACAGGACUCAGCUCACAACUGCAGUCAGUGGUCACAUUUCUGUCAGGACGCCAGCUGUCGGCGAUCAUGGCGCGCACAUUGUUCUACAUGUUCUAUGCGCAGACGCGGCAUAUCACGCAUGUAGACAAAUCGUUCUGUACAUUUUGCACAAAAGCUCAGAUGAGUCUUUUAUCCUUGUGCAGAGGAUCCCCGAGGUAAUGUGUUCAUAAGCUAUGCUCAGUCUCUUGGGGCUGAGUGCCAAAAUUCCACAGGUUGGAUUUGAUUCAUCAAUGAUUCUGAUAGAACCCUCUACUCCUGAUGGCACUUGUCAGGGAUCAGUACUGUCUACAAUAAGUGAAAAAAAAUCCAAAUCCAGUAUUGAACAAUGACUUAGCACAUCUUGGCCCUGCAGCAAAGACAUUAAAAGUUGCAUGUAUGUACGCAUUCUUUUUGGAAUAGGCCUGAGAUAUUCACGACAUCACGAACCAAGUGGGGAUGAGAUGCACAUGUUCCCAUAAGAAGGUGCACUUGAUCAAAUUGUGAUGUCGUCAUGUCUCAGGCCUACGGGCUUGUAUUGUAUACCAUUUAUUAUAUCAGCCGUGCGAAGCACGCUGGUAUACUGUGAUCGUCCGAUUUCUUUCUUUCUUUCUUUCUUCGGGCAAACGGUCACGUGACCAAUAUAAAAAUGGCCAUAACUCCUAAACUAUUCAGCCGAUUUCAAAUAAACUUGGCCAAAUUCAACCUUGUCACAUGCCCUACCUAGCCAUGUUCGUAAAAUCCGGCCACUGGUAAUUAAAGGGGUACUAGAGGUCAUUUAAUGAAUAUUUACAAAAUGCUUCUUCUCCCACAGUCUUGACCCAAUUGAUGUAAAACUUGGUCAGUUGUAUCUUUAGACCAAGCCUCACAAAAGGUGUUCACAGAAUUUGGCCAGCGGUCACCUAUUGGUCAGUAGGGGUCAUUUUAUUAAAAAAUUAAAAAGCUGUUUUACAUUUUAAAUCUUUGCAGCCCUGUUCAGUGUAUUUUUUAUCUCUAAUUCUCAAAUUUCAUAUUCUUGACUUAUUUAGUUGUCGAGUUAUUUCAAGUUUUGCAUUUUUCAAACGCAUGUAAAAAGCAAUAUAAAAACAUAGGAAUUCUGGGAAUGUUUCAAACCAUGCACGAUACUGUGGAUGUUAUGUGGCAUGCAAAACCAAUAUUGUCCUUGUGCCCAAGGUCAGCUGUGUUGACAGACAAUUGCACACACAGUGCCACACUCUCUACAGACUUAUGUACAUUCUUUUGCCGAUCUCAGCCACAUUUAGCAAUGAUCACCUUGUGGUCAGUGCGAGUCACUAUUCAGACAAACCGAUAAAACGGCAAAUUAGGCUGAUAUCCGUGCUUUGGGAAGCACAUUAGCUCUAGUUGCAUAGCUGUAGUCAUCUCAGUCAUUUCAAAUCUCAAGUUGAUCACAUGUCAACUUCACCAUUAAAUCACAAAUCAAAUCACAAAUCAAAUCACAAAUCGGGGUUACACUUGAAGUACAUGUAACAGCGGAUGAAACAAUGUGGCAAAGGAAUGCCUUUGUCCCAGUUGGUUUGAAUAUCUAGUCAGUUUUUUCCAGACUAGAUGAAUUGUGAUAGAUUUGGGAUUGAUCUGUCCGACUUGAUUACAUCUUUACAUCAUACAUCAUCUUAUGGUAUGACUUUUGCAGAUGGGAGAAAUGUGUAAGUGUGUACAGCUUUGUUCUAUGUAACUUUCUUGUGGAGAUAUAAACAGGAAACAAUUUUCACUUUGACUGGUUCUCUUUCAAAACCAUACACAACUCACCAAAGGCAUGCAUACCUAGUGCUCCUGGAAAACUCCUUCUAAACAGAUGUGCUUUUAGUUCAUUUUCAUUAGCCUACUUUUGUGUGAAAAUCAUGUAUAUAUUGGAAUCAUUGAUAAGUGGCUACAAGGAUUCUGCCUAUUUUAGAGUACUGUUCAUCCAUGGCACUAUAUGCAUACUCUAUAGUUAUAUUAACACCUCACCCACAGAUUCUGUAUCUUGAUUGGCCAAGAGCAAGUCAUAUGGUAUUCACUAUUUUUGCUAUCUUCAUUUGUGCGACCCAAAGUACUAUACGCAUAGCAACCAAAGUACUAUACGCAUAGCAACCAAAGUACUUUACAGUUUCAACUAAUUUCGAAUUGAAAUAGCUAUAGAUUUGAAUUAUAUUUAGAUUAAAUGAAUCAGUUAUCUCUUAAAGUUAGACAAUCAUGCAUGGAAAGCAGGUAUUUUAACAACCAGUGUAAGUAUUACACAGUGACUUAAAAAGGCAUCAUUAAACAUUUUGGUAUAAGAAGUUGGCAUGGGUGUAGGGUCAACUUUGUGUGCAAAACCAAUAUUUCACACUGCCUAUUAUUAUGGAGGUAACUUCUGAAAAGCAAACAAAAGUACAGAAUUUAUCCCUUUGUAAACAAUGUAAGGGUAGGGUCAAACUAUAUAAUCUUGGAAAACAUAAUCCGAGGAGUGUUGUUUUUUAUAUAAAAUAACAAUUGAACAUGAUAAGAGACAUAAGUUUAAUACAUUUUGUGCAGUAUAGUAGUCUUAGGGGAUGAUGCGUUUUCUGGGAAACAAUAGGUGCUGUUUGAUUUGGGUAAAUCUUGUCCAAUAUUGAAGAGCUUACCCAGACCAAAUCGUGCUCUUCUAUUGUGCCCCCAUAUCAAAAAGGCUAAUGCCGACCAGUUGGUGUUUUAAGUAUUAUGCACGGAAGUGGUUUUCACUUUAAACCAGUUCGCGUUGGAUGACAUGUUAACACAACCUGGCUGUUUCUACACACAGGCAACAGGUACGGCUGACAAGUUAAAAAGUCAAGCAUGCCUCGGCUCACCUCCGGAUGACGUCUAAACACGCUAAUCCCCUAUUUGUUUGUACACACACAAAGUCCGAGAAGUCUGUGGAGGCAGACUGUGUGUUGUACUUGAACUUGGCCACUGUGCACUACCUGUUGUACAAUUUACGCUCCCUGGGUACACCCGGGAGUGCUGAAAAGUAUGAGGUUGCAGUGAGAAAUAUUGUAGAAAUGCUGUUGAAAUGACUCUUGCGAAUCAGUAUUUGUGGCGUUUGGCUAUAUAUCAAAAGUUGGCUGCUUUAUCUUUUAGAACUUAAAGACAAGUUCUUUUGGAACUUAAAUCAGGACAAGUUCUUAUCAGAACUAAAACUACUUAGCGCAAGUUGAUAAUAAACAGGACCAGUUUCUAUCAGAACUAAAUAUCUACUUGGCGACAGUAAUUAUUACCACAUGGUGUUACUGCAAACUGAAACGAUACUGCUAUAUCCUGCCCUUUUCGAAAAUCAAAAUUUUCGCAAAAAUAUUUCCGGCGCGAACUAGUUUUUAAUGUGUCCUCAUGUUUUUUUUAACUGAACAUUUUGUAAUUAUGACAUUAUCCUAAUUAGGAAUACCUGGCUCCCACAAGAAUAAACGUUUAUCCAUGUUGAAAUGGUUGUCUCUCCAAAGGUUGACCCUGAAUAAUUAUAAAAUGUAACCAGACAGAUAUGCAACAUUUGAUUGAUCCCAGACAGAUUUCUCAAUAAAAUUGAUAUCCCUUA
Messenger RNA from Patiria miniata (bat star), 5629 nucleotides. RefSeq names its product DNA-(apurinic or apyrimidinic site) endonuclease 2-like (gene apex2). The coding region runs from base 123 to 1799 and encodes 558 amino acids. Gene Ontology annotation, molecular function: double-stranded DNA 3'-5' DNA exonuclease activity; DNA binding; zinc ion binding. Gene Ontology annotation, biological process: base-excision repair. Gene Ontology annotation, cellular component: nucleus. The transcript has 6 exons. The record is from RefSeq and is a predicted model, not a curated record. Lineage: Eukaryota; Metazoa; Echinodermata; Asteroidea; Valvatida; Asterinidae.